GAGCUCUUCGUCGCCAGAGAAUUCUGCAUCCAUGUCGCCGGAGAAACUUCGACGUUGAACAUCACCUUCACCCCAUCUCCCAAUUCUUACGCCUUCAUCAACGGAAUCGAAGUCGUCUCCAUGCCGGAAAAUCUCUAUUUCUCUCGGGCGAUCCCAAACAACACUGCCCUCGAACUUUAUUACCGGAUAAACCUCGGCGGCGACGAGCUCUCGCCGAUCCAAGAUUCUGGCAUGUACCGGAUAUGGGAAGGAAACGAUCCGGGUGUGAUUUCUGCUGCCCAUCAAAUAUACAAUUACUCUGCUCCUAUAAACUAUACAGAUUCCACUCCUAACUUCACUGCUACAGAUUCAGUUUAUCAAUCCGGCAUAAUUACGCUUAAUGAUCAGACCUCGAAUCCGUUAAGCAAUUUGUCGUGGGGAUUGCCAGUUCAUGUGGGAUUCAAUUAUCUGGUGAGGCUACAUUUUUGCCUUCUGUUCCAAGAACAACAGACGCGUUUUACGGUGAACAUAAAUGGCCGGAAAAUCGACACCCUCGAUAUACAUUCCGUCAAUUCUCCAAUGUUCAAGGACUACAACGUAUUAAUGGCGAAUGAGAAUACUCGAAAUAUUUUGAUCGAUUUACACCCAUUACCGAGCGAGAGCUACGAUUCGAUUUUGAACGGAAUUGAAGUGUUCAAACAGAGCAAUGGCACCAAUCUCGCAGUGCCCAACCCACCGGGGCGGGCACUGGGGUCGGACACACCGCCGGCGGGAGCGAACCCAUCACCCAAAAAGUCAAACGCAACGCCGAUCAUCGCCGGCGUAAUCGGCGGCGUGGGUUUCGCGAUAUUAUUCUCUCUGGUUGGAUUUUUGGUCAUAUUGAAACAGAGCAAGAAAAAAACAAAGAGAAGGAGGAGGAAGAAGAAGAAGACGACGACGACGACAGAAGGCUCUUUGCUGCCGGAAAGACGCUGCCGGAGUUUCACCUUCGAUGAGAUUUUAGAAGCGACGGAUUAUUUCAACAAGGAGAGAGAGAUCGGAGUUGGCGGAUUCGGAGCCGUAUACAAAGGAAUUUUCGAGGACGAAGAUGAUCUCACGGUCGCCGUGAAGCGGCUGAACCCCGAUUCCCGGCAAGGCGCGCAGGAAUUCAAAAUGGAGAUCGAAUUACUAUCGGAGCUCCGGCACUUCAAUCUGGUAUCCCUAAUCGGAUACUGCAUCGAAGGCAAAGAAAUGCUCCUGAUUUACGAACUAAUGCAAAACGGCACUUUCAAAGACCAUCUCUACGACACCCCCAACAAUCCCCUCCCAUGGAAGAAGCGUCUCGAAAUCUGCUACGGGGCGGCGCGUGGGCUAAACUACCUCCACACCGGCUUCGACCGUCCGAUCAUCCACCGUGACGUGAAGACCACGAACAUCCUCCUCGACGAGAAUUGGGUCGCAAAAGUCGCCGAUUUCGGGAUGUCGAAAUUGGGGCAGAGCAACACGGCGGUGAGCACGGCGGUGAAGGGCACGUGGGGGUAUUUGGAUCCGGAGUACCACCGCCGUCUUCAGGUGACGGAAAAAUCCGACGUGUACUCAUUUGGGGUCGUCUUGUUCGAAGUGCUCUGCGGGAGAAAACCGCUGGACCCCACCGCCGGCGAAGAGAAGUUCAAGCUUACGCUGUGGGCCAAGAAAUGCUCGGAGAAAGGAACCGUUCAUCAGAUUAUUGAUCCGACGUUGAAGGGGAAGAUUUCGCCGGAGUGUUUGAAGCAGUAUUUGGAGCUGGCGGCGAUCUGUAUUAACGAUCAGAUGAAGAACCGGCCGACGAUGGCGGUGGUGGAGGAGAAAUUACGGUUCAUAAUUCAACUGCAGGAGGAAGCGGAUGAGGGUAAAUCGGACGGCGAAUUGAAUUAUCCGGAAGAGCAGAUUUCUCCGAUAUCGUCGAUGGGGAGAUCGGUGAGGACGGAGUCGUAUAAAAGCCACGUCGCCACCGUGCUCAGCGGCUCCGAUUUCACGGCGUCGACGAUUAUGAGUGAAGAGAUGUUCGAGAGUGUUGAUCGGAGUACCGGUGGUGGGCCCAAUUCCGGGAAGUAUUAGAGGGGAGAAAAAUCAAAGCUUUUUUUCUCUUUUUUAGAAACUUUUGUAUGAUAUAUCGGGAUUGAAUCUUCGACCUCAGGGAAAAUGUUGCUCACUAGGUUAAAAAAUUUAGGGAUUGAAUCUUCGACUUCGAGGAAAAUGUCUUAGCUGCUCACGAGGUUAAAAAAUUUGGAGAUUUAAUCUUCGACCUCGAGGGAAAUGUCUUAGCUGCUCACUAGGUUAAAAAAUUUAGACCUCAUUGUAUAAUAUGUUUUGAUAUAUUGAUGUGUGUAAAUUAUGGUUAAAGUAGGGUUUUGUCUCAUAUGUAUAUGAUGAUAGAACAAAUAAUUUCCACA
This is a messenger RNA of Momordica charantia (bitter melon), 2390 nucleotides long. Its product is annotated as receptor-like protein kinase FERONIA. Gene Ontology annotation, molecular function: protein kinase activity; ATP binding. NCBI's taxonomy places the organism in Eukaryota, Viridiplantae, Streptophyta, Magnoliopsida, Cucurbitales, Cucurbitaceae. The record is from RefSeq and is a predicted model, not a curated record. Gene Ontology annotation, biological process: protein phosphorylation.